AUGCUCACUUUCUUCGCCCAGCUCCUCCGCCGACGAUCCCCUCGUCGUGUCUCCCAACCCCUUCAGCCGUCGGAUCCGAAGCUACCCACGGAACUUCUUCUGAAAAUAUUCCAUCAUCUCGACAUCGAUGCGCUGAUAUCGGCGAGCCAGGUUUGCCGCACAUGGAAGGGGGCGGCGGCAGCGCCUGAGUUGGUAUCGCCCUUCCUGCGACAGCUGGUUCCCAAAGCCGACUUGCCUGGGUCGGAGCAGGGCGAUACCUUGAUGCAGGUGCUCAAGACGCAGCGGCGAGCGCAAGUCAAUCGCGCCGAGGGGAGAUUCUGUGUCCUCGAGUUGCCGAUGGAGAUGGGCACCAACAUUGAGACCAAGCUCUGGAUUACACACGACAAUCGCUACGUGGUGUCGCUGGCAGACGUACGCGGCGAGGAUCAGAAGAUAUUCACCGCUUAUCACAUCGGGAGCAAGGAAAUCGUAUUCACGAAGACGCUCGUUGGCGAGCACACUGGCCUCAUUCUCCCCAAGACGAACAUAUUUGUUGGGCAUAACCGCCUCGACCGGGACUUCGACUAUGUCGAGAGACUGAUCUACAUCGACAUCGACAAGCGGGAAUUCUUCCACGAGCCAAUCCACCUGAAACCUACCAUCUGGCACUGGAAGCUGGUUCUCAAUGACCACGGUGCUGCUGUGGCCGCUGGCGACCGUGAGCGGUAUCCGGCCUGGCGCAGUGCCGACUCAGCAGAUGGGACGGUGCGGUUUGGAUACCAAGUUGGCUGCAAGCCUCACCCGACUCCAAUGCGCGUGUCGGGAGCCCCGGACAUCAAGCACGAGGGGCAGAGUUUCUUCGGAUUGGCUUCUUCGGCGACGGAUAAUCGCUAUUUGGUGGCUGCUGGCUACACUGUGGCACUGCUAAUCGAUUUCGAUCCGCGGAAGCACGAUGAGGUUUCGGUGAAGGGCGUAUACGCCGCUGAGUUCAACCCUAAUGAGAACUGCCAUCGCCACUGGUACGCCGGUCGUCCAGAUUGGGAGUGUUGA
This is a messenger RNA of Clonostachys solani, 1029 nucleotides long. Lineage: Eukaryota; Fungi; Ascomycota; Sordariomycetes; Hypocreales; Bionectriaceae. The record is from the annotation of a GenBank genome assembly.